Messenger RNA from Contarinia nasturtii (swede midge), 5620 nucleotides. RefSeq lists its product as uncharacterized. Gene Ontology annotation, biological process: mitotic chromosome condensation; meiotic chromosome condensation. Gene Ontology annotation, cellular component: condensed chromosome, centromeric region. The coding region runs from base 1035 to 5192 and encodes 1385 amino acids. The transcript has 9 exons. The record is from RefSeq and is a predicted model, not a curated record. Gene Ontology annotation, molecular function: histone binding. NCBI's taxonomy places the organism in Eukaryota, Metazoa, Arthropoda, Insecta, Diptera, Cecidomyiidae.
GAAGUCGUAUGUGUUGUGUGUUGCGUCAAGAUCAAAAUAAUAAUAAAACAUUCCCGCAAAAAUGUUGUGCAUAUCAUUUAUCAAUUGCAACAGUGAAAUUGUAAACAAACAAGUGACAACAAAGUGUUUUUGUAAGUCGAAUAUACCGUAAAUGAAUCGCAUUAAUUAUUUUGCAAAGCAAAAAAAAAUUGUGUGACCCCACAUUCGUGUGUGAAAUUUAAAGAGACUCCAUCAACUUAGCAACUAGUUUCGUUCUAGUGAUUUCGAUAAGUGUGUGUGAAACAUAUUUUUUCAGAUUCACAACUUUAACCACCAAAUGAAAAUAUUUGUUGCGGCAUACCAACAUUUUAUUGUCGUUGCAAAUCGAUUGUUUUAAAAAAUUCGAUUCAUAAAACGAUUGAAAAAAAAACGAAAGAGAAUUUUUUUUUGAGUUUAUCUAACAAGCAUUGAAUUUUGCGUGCGAUUGUACGCAACCUGGUGAUAAUAUGAAAUACGUACUCUCGUUCAUCGAGUUCAUUUUUUACAUAAAACGCUUGCCCAUUAAGUUUAGUUUAAUACAAGAAACGCGCAAAGCAAAAUACAAAUAAAGACGAACAAAAAGAAAAUUUGGAAUAAAUUUAAAAACAAAAAAAAAAGAACGAAAAAAAAAGAAAUCUAACCUGAGAAUAAUCGCUACCAAAGAAGGGGCAAAGAAAACAUUUUAAUACGUAAACUAACAUAGAUGCUGUCGCUUCGUAAUGGAGGGGUAUUGUGAGCCAUUCACAAAGCGGCACACAUUCAUUGAGUUAAUUUUUUAUUGUGACAGAUGAAAACGUAAAGAGAGUCAUUGACAAACCGAGAGUCACUUCGACCAACAGCAUUUUGUUUGUCUCAGUUUACUUCAUUUAUUGCCAUUCAAAAUCUAGUUUCUAACGCAUUUUUCCUUUUAUUUGUCCAUAAGAGAAUUACCAUUAAGUUAAUUAUAAACUACUAAACAAACAAACUUUCUUUAUGUGAUUUAGAAAUGAAGUAUAACGUAAUAAAUUAUUGGAACAAUGCACGACAUACACUUAUUUUUGAAAAAAUUAACGGAUUAUUUGGAUGCAACUACGGCAUCGGCCGAUGAAAUUCGGCAAAAAUUCACCAAUCAACUGCCACAACAUUUCGAUUUCAAUCAACUUAUCAACAAUUUGACGGAAAUAUGCACCGAAUGUCGAUCGACACGAGAAUCAAAUAUUUUUGAUAACACCCAUGACAGUUGGGAGUAUUUUUCGAAAAUUAUCUCCAUUGAGCAUCUGAUCGCGUUUUUCACGGGACUCAUUGAGCUCACGUCAAACGAUGAACAUGGAUUUAAACAUAAAAAACUCGGCAUUUGUGUGUGCCGAACAUAUGUGCUAUUACUUACAUCGCCUGGUGCGAAAAUUUUCGGUGCAUUUCAACCGGAUUUAUUGCGCAAAGUGUUCAAGUAUUUUGAAAUUCUAAAACAAUUGAGCAAUUACAAUGACAACGAACGAGUUCAAGUACAAAUGAUGAUCAUUAUGUUGCUGGAAGAAUUUCAAUUGUAUUUGAAACAUGUAUCGUUCGAUGAGUAUGAAGAUUUACAAGUGAAAUUUGUAGAAACAAUCGGUUCGAUUAUGGAAUUUAAUCAUGAAAAAGGAUUUUUAAAUAAAUAUUCAUUUCAAAUCCAAGAAUUGUGCUACACAACGCUUGAGAACACAUGCUUACCAAUUCACAAUACCGACAUCACAUCCAGUUUGGCGAUUGUGCUGAAUGGAACGGCUUGUUUAACACGAUUCAAUCGACCGUGUUCGGGAUCAAGUUUAAAACCAAAAUACGCACUCAUCACCGAUUGGUUCAUCGAUAUGCUCAAACAUUAUCCACGUCAAACCAGCGACACAUUGAAUUGUUACAUUCAAGCCAUUCUUACCGACUCCGAUAUCACGACGAACAAAGAUCUAUUGAGCCGAUAUCUGGAUAUAUGUGCACAAUAUGAUGCGGCCAUGGUUCGCAUUUGUGGACAAUCAAUAUGCGCAUUUUUACAAAAAUUAUCCAUGAGCAAAGAGUCAUCUCACCGAACAAAUUGUGUCGAAUUGAUUUCGAGAAUGUUAGUGAUGAAUACCAGCUGUGAUUGGGAACUGUUUCGCUCGGAACUGCCGAGAGAAAUUGGUAAAAUACCAAGGGAAAUUAAUCUACUUCGAAUUUUACUGCAGAAAAUCUACGAUUCAAAUAAUGUGGUGGCAAUGAAAGCGGUCAAUGCAUUUUUGAAAGUCAUUGCCGACGGAAAUAUACGGUGCAAGGAAAUUGUUCGGAAAUGUUUUUUCGAACCACAAAAUGAAAGCGAGAUAAACGCAACCAGUGAAUUGGACAAUAUAAAUGAAAGUUCUGAUUUGAUUGCAACACAAAAUGAUAAUCAAAAUGAUGAGGGUGAAAGAGAAAACGGAACAGAGAGAGAUGGACCAGACAAUGAGAAUGCUGAAGAUAAAGAUAGCGGUGACGAUAAAGAUCAGGGUAAUCGAACAGACGAUGAUAGCGCAUCAGAUAGUGGCGUUAGUCGAAAAUCAGAAGCAAUUGAUUACACCAAAUCGACCGAAUUCAAAGCGCUCAUCAAUGAAAUCAAACAUAAUCUAAUAUCGGCGACACGAAUACAAUUGAAGAAUUUGUCGGCAUUGGUUCGUCGGGUGGCUGUUUUAUUGCUUGAUUUUUUGGGCACAACCACAUUGGACAUCGAUGAAUUGCUCACGUCUUAUGAAUUGCGUCAAUUAUUCAUCGAUCAAUCGCAAUUGGUUCGCCGUCAAAUGGUGCUAUCAUUGGAUAAGAUAUUGAACUCCCGGCCGUCAAAUGAGGCUGCAAUAAAUGCAUACAUUAAAAUUAUUCUGGAUCUGGCCAGCGACACCGAUCCAAAAGUAAUGGAGACUGUUAUCGAGAGUUUCAAGCGAAAUGUAUUCGAUAAAAUUGAAUUUUACGAAAAAUCACCGUCACUUACCCAUGUGUUUCCAUGGCGUCUAUUGAAGAGCAUGUUAAAUUGCAAAGAUUCGCCGGACUUUCGGAUAUCCGUUCAAAAAUGGAUGAACCGAAACUUGCUCAAUGCAAGAACGCUGUCAAAAAUUGAAACACAUUUGGACACAAACAAUGCAACCGAAGCUUGGAUUUUAUUGGCCAUCGUAGCGCCAAACAUAAAAGGUCACAAUCCAGAAAGGGUCUCGAAAUUGUUACUAUCAAAUUUGAAAUAUGAUAUGACAAACACCGUCGAAAAUUGUUACAUCCAAUUGGAGGUGCUGUCGUUUUGGCUACAGUAUUUGAACAAUCCAUCAAAGAACGAGAUAAAGCGUAUCAUGACUGAAACACUCGAAACUGGAAGCUUGCGGCCCAGAAAUAUCAAUCGUACAUUUGGCAUUUGCUAUAAAUUGAGCGCCGAAUCGGGUGAUCGAGAUCGGAAGCAUUUCAUUGCAAAGCUUCGAAAUCAAUGCGAAUCAUACAUUUCUGCCAAUCAAAAUUCAAUGUUUGUACAGAAUUUAUGUGAUGACCGUUUCAUUAGCUAUGUGUAUUUAUAUUCGGAAAUUGCCGGUGCAUUGCAGUCAACGCUACAUCCGGAUAUCAUCAAUUUUUUCUUUUCGUUUUUGCACGUUGUGGGCAGCAAAACAUCACUCACAGUUCAAAAUGAUUCGAUGCUGUCGGAUAAGGUGAAUUGUAUAUUGAGCGUAUUGACGGGUCUUUCAUCGUUUAGCCAAGAAAUAUGUGCCCGAUUUGUGCCGCAUCUUGGUAAAAUUCUCCGAUCAAUCGAUCACAGUGAAGUUUCAUUCACAGCAAUCAAGUGCUUGGGAUAUUUGUGCAAAAAAAAUACAUCGGUUGUCGAAACAAUAGUGCCAUACAUUCUGAUGAAAACGCAACAUCAUUACAGCAACAUUCGGGAGUUUGCAAUGAAAACAUUGGCCGCACUUAUUUUGGAAGAUUAUUUAAAAUUUCGUGGCACAUUACUCAUAUACAUUUUGGCCGGAUUAUUGGAUGCGCAGCGGGAAAUCAAAGAAUUGGCUGUGGAAUUAAUCAUGAAAUACACAUUGGAAAAAAGUGAGAUAUUCUUGCGCACCUGUUUGGUUGAGUGUCCGUUUGUGUUCAAUGCUUGCCCAUGCUUUGGCCAAGGCAAUUCGGCACUAAACCGAUCAAGUAUUCUCAAAGGUCAUGCAAAGACGGCCGCCCGUGAAUACAUCUAUCAAUAUUUGAUACGAAAAAUUGAACCGGUCUAUCUGUACAUGUACUUUGGCAAUAUGGCCCGAUUACAUGAAUUCAUCCAAAAAGAACCGUCAAUCGCUAAAUCAAGCGACUUCCAAAAUGCCAUUCAUGAUUUUUUAUUUAUUUGCUCGGAAAUUUGUAUUGUAAAUGAAAAGCAAAAGAAAAAUCUGGAGAAAAUUAUUAAAGAAAGUCACGAUGGUGAAGGUAUUGCAAUGAAUGACGACGACGAUGCCGCGAUGAACGAACCGAAUCCGGAAAAAGCGGUCGAGACUGAGAAGAGGGGUCGAGGUGGAAAAAAGAAUCAACCAACAUUGAAACAGUCAUUGGUUGCGGUUGAAAAAAUUGUGCCUUUAAUAUCAAGCAUCGACAAAAGUUUACGGUCGAUGAAUCAAACAAUGUUUUCACCAGUAUUGGAUAAAUUCUGUACAAAUAUGUGUAUACACUUUGAAUCACUAUUGGAAUAUGCACAGCCACGUGAUUUUUGGGCGCCAUUCUUGAAAAAGGCGAAGAAACCAACGGCAACAGCAACAACACCGAGACAAUCAAAGAGAUCAGCGGCCAAAGUUGUCGAAGUAAUGCAACCUCCGUCCACACCUUCGCGAUCUGCAACACCGAAACCGAAUAAAAGCAAAGAAAAUGAUAGCGGCCGCUUCACACUUGACGAUGAUGAUGACAGCAGUACGUCGAAGCGAAAUACACCGGGCCCAUCGAAGCGGUCAUCGUCAAGAGCAUCAAAUCGAACCAUUUCACAAGCAUCCGAAACAAGCAUUUCAAAACCAUCGAAAAGGGGCAAAAAACGAUUGCAAACAGUUAGCAGCCAAGAUGAAUCUGAUAAUGAAUCGAUCUUUUCUGAAUUGAGUGACAUGACCACAGCAUCACAAAAACGAAAAAAUACUCAAGACAAACCAGGUCCAAGCACAAAAAAAGCUAAAAAAGCACCGCCAACACCAAAGACACCGGCAUCGAGAAAAUCAUCAAGACGAUAGAAAAUCACAUACUCUUCACAUUUGAUUGAAUAUUAUUUAACAUAACACAUGUCAUUUCAAACACGAAACACGAUUUAUAUCGAUUAUAUCGACUCCACGAGAUAUUCACCAGACAGUUCAAAAUAAAAACUUAACUAAAGUAACACACAUGACAGUAUUCAAUAUCCCAGACUCAAAUAUUGUUCUAGUUUAUUUUUUAAUGACAAAUUCAUUUGGAUUUUUCUUUUCUUUGUCACUUGUAAAUAAUGCUCCAUUUAAGUACAUUAAUCAAUUUUCAUCCGAAAGGAAAGGAAAUCUAUAUCAAAAAAGAUUUGUUUAUAAGUUUAAUUAUAAACAUUUAAAAAUUAAACAAAUACUUGUACAAAAUCAUUGAAAUGCUUUUUUGUGUUUCACACCAGUGAAAAGUUGAACAAAAACAAAAUUAAUGU